AUGGCAGUAAAUGGAGGCGGUGGGGCGUUUGUUCAUCACUCAUGUCCCGGCAGCUCGUUGUUCGCCAUCACACCAACCAACUUGGUCGGGAUGCACAUCUUGUUGGCGCGGGCCCCACACUGGAACAGUAUGGUUGGCGUCUGCACGGGUGUGGAUGAACCUGAUGAUGAUGAACAUUUAAGGAAGAAUGAGGACAGCUCAUCAGCAGUAAGAGAACAUGUGGUCAAUACUGUAAUCACACCUGUUACAAAAGGCGUCACAAAUGAAGACACUGGAAACAAGGAUAAAGUUCAUCAUCAGGAAAAGCCCAAGAAGAAAUCUGAAGAAAUCAGCUGUGAGGAACAAUGUCGAAGAGAUCUUGAAACGUUGCUUCACAGACUUCACCUUCAAGACAAACAGAAGUUGUCUCCAGCAGAUUUUCUUAAAAUAGGUCCACCAGUGAAACAGGACCAUGAAACAUCUGAGGAAGAUCUAGCUCAUACUUUUCUUCAGAGGUUGAUGAUGUUAGACUACAGAGCCAGAUAUAUUCCUGUAAGACAAGACAGAGCUGAGGUGAGCCACUCAAAUCCUGUUGCACAGUUUGAUUCUUCAAACACAAAAGAAAGUGCUUUAGAUGCUCUUUUUAGCACCAAUGUUAACUCAGAUCGAUCAUAUCAAACUCAUGUUCAUCCGAUGGACGUUCAAAUGGCAGUAUUUCACUGCUCAGACAGCUUCCUUAAGCAGAACAUGAUGACAAAGCUGUCACAGUGUCAGUACGCCUUACCUUUGCUUGUUCCUGACCCAGUCACACUGGAUGUUGAGUUUCCUCUGUGGACAUUCAGACAAAUAAGAAAAACCUGGAAGACAACUCAAAUCAAGGGUGAUUCAAACAUUGUCACCAUGAAGAGUUCCCCCAUCUGCAAAGCUGAGACACCCAUGGUGUCAUUUUUCCGCCUGGGUUCACUGUCAGUGUCUAAAUCUCAGCUGAUGAACACUUUGAUCAACGAGCGUCACAACACCUUCUUCCACAGAAACUGCCCAGGUAGCACCAGAUCUCGCCUUUUGAUGGAUGGUGUGGCAGAGAUUGCCUGGUACUGUCCUGCUGGAAAACCCAACGAUGCCUUCACUGACUGCACUGCCUUCUGUAAUCUUCAUGGUGAUGCUCUGUCGAUUGAAAAACAGCUUAAGAUACUGACUGAAAAAUCUUCAGUCAAUGUUGUUCUGUUACCAACUCUGAAAAAAGGUGACAAAAGUAAUGAAGUUAUCUCAGAUCUUCUUGAGUCUCCAAAGCCUCUGAUUUGUCUCAUUAAUGAUAAUGAUCGUGGUGCAGUUCAGAUGAAAAAGGGAAAAUAUAAAAUGGGUCUAAAAGACAGAAGCCAGUCAGAUGUUUCUGAAGAACUGAAAAGAAUCAUUGGUGAGAUCUUGUCUGGAUCACAAACAUCCUUCCAGCUUGAAACUAUGGCCAAGGUCUCUGGAAUCAGAGUGGAUGAAGAAGACACAGUCUGCCAAAAAGGAAAAUCUGCUGCUAUGGAAACAGUGAAUUUACUUCAGGGGAUGGAAAUUUCAGAAAUCAAAGAUAAGUUCCUCCCUUGUCAUGGCCGACUGUGGCAUGAGUGGUGCAGAAUAAAGAAAGAACUGUAUCACCUCAAAGGAAACGUUGAGAAGGACAAAAGUGAAAAGCAACAGGAACUGAUGAAAAUACGAGAAAAACAACAUGAUGCUUCCUGUAGUGAACUGGUGAAGUUGUUCAUUGAAAGUCUCUCAUCUUUGCCAUCAACAGACAAAGAGUAUUUCCUGAAAUGGACUCAGAUCUUAAUAGACGCCCUCUCCACAGACGAUCUCACGUCAAUUCUCCAAAGCUAUGAUAAGAAGUGGUCUGAGGUCUUGGCUCUGAAGAAGAAACAUGACAAACCUGAUCUGCUAAAAAGAAAACAGACUGAGCUUGAACAAAUAUCAACAAAACUGCAGUCAGCAACUUUUGGCUUGGAGCACAUCUUUAGAGAAAUGGGGCAGAUCUAUGAAGCCCAUAAAUCUCUGCAGAAACAAACAAAGAGGAGUCAGACUGACUGGUCUAAAUACCCUGAGCUGGCUGCAGAGCUGAUGAUAUCAGGACAUCCCAUGGAGCUGAUGGAUGGUGAUGCAGGUCAUGUGCCUUUGACAUGGAUCUCUAGUCUUUUAGAGGAAGUCAUCAAGAGACUGGGUGACCAGAGAGUGUUUGUGUUGUCAGUUUUGGGCGUACAAAGCAGUGGAAAAUCAACAAUGCUGAAUGCCAUGUUUGGGUUGCAGUUUGCAGUGAGUGCUGGCAGAUGCACCAAGGGUGCCUUCAUGCAGCUGAUCAAAGUGUCAGAGGAGAUGAAGAGAGACUUUAAGUUUGACUAUGUGCUGGUGGUGGACACUGAAGGACUGCGUGCUCUUGAAUUAGCAGGUAACGCCGCUCUUAACCACGACAAUGAACUGGCAACUUUUGUUGUUGGUCUGGGAAACAUGACAUUACUCAACAUCUUUGGAGAGAAUCCAGCUGAGAUGCAAGAUGUUCUGCAGAUUGUUGUUCAGGCUUUCAUGAGGAUGAAGAAAGUCAAACUUUCUCCAAGUUGUGUGUUUGUUCACCAGAAUGUGACAGAUAUUUCAGCUGCAGAGAGAAACAUGGAGGGAAAGAGACGCCUGCAAGAAAAACUGGACCAGAUGACCCAACUAGCUGCCAAAGAGGAGGUUUGUGAUGCAGAGUGUUUCAGUGACAUCAUUGCAUUUGAUGUACAAAAAGAUGUGAAAUACUUUGCCCAGCUUUGGGAGGGAAGUCCACCUAUGGCUCCUCCAAAUCCAGGUUAUAGUGAGAGCGUCCAAGAGCUGAAGAACUUCAUUCUCUCUAAAGCUUCACAGUCUGAUGGGAUUACUCUGUCUCAGUUCAAAAGCAAGAUUCAUGACCUGUGGGAUGCCCUGUUGAACAAAAACUUUGUUUUCAGUUUCAAAAACACACUUGAAAUUAAAGUGUACAGAAACCUUGAGGUUCAGUACGGGAACUGGACCUGGACCCUGAGGAGCAACAUGUUGACCAUUGAAAACCAGCUUCAUACUAAAAUUGAAAAUGGAAAACUUGACAAGGUUGAGCUCAGUUAUCUUUCUAAAGAAAUGAGCAAAACAUAUGGAGAAAUCCAAAAAGAAAUGUCAAAGCACUUUGAUGAUGACAGAGACAAAGAAAUGUUGGUUCAGUGGCGAGGCACAUUUGAAAACAAAAUCAAGGAGUUUCAUGAUGAACAGGUGAGAGGAGUGAAAAGAAAACUGGAUGAAGUUAUCCAGCAGAAGAAGGCUUGUAAAAAGCUUGAUGAUCAGAAGACAGAGUUUGAGAACAAGCUGCUACAGAAUAGCAAAGAGCUCGCUCAUCAGUUAAAACACAAGACACAAGAUGAAAAGAAACUUAAACACCAGUUUGACUCUGUUUGGAGCGACUGGGUGAGAGAACUAACUGCAGAUACAAAACCUAUUGAAGACAUCAACUUGGAGGAAGAUCAGUCAACUAUCCUUCAAGAGCUUGGUUUUGAAUGGGCUCUUAUUGAUGAAUCCAAAAUCAGUGGCAGAUACAAAAACAUAUCAGUGGUUUGUGAUUACUUUCAUUAUGUGACACUCGCCAAGUAUCAGGAGCUUUGUGACAAAAGCCAACAGUCUCAAGAGAGGGAAAAGGGGAAAAUUAAACAAAUUGGUGACUUGGUUUCAAAAACAGGUACAAAAGUAUUACGUUACAUUAAGGGUAUUUUUCAGCAUGAAGAUCAACAACUGAUCAGAUCCCUGAUCGAUAAUCUUGAAGGACAGACUUUUGAUAUAAUCAAGAACAAACCUGUAGCUACAAGAGGCUACAGAUCAACUUAUUUGCAAGAAGUUGCCAAAAAUGUCAAAGAGAAAGUGACAGAAUUUGAAUCAGAGAGGAAAUUUGCUCUGAAGAAGGAGUUUACAGUUGAUCUCUUACUGUAUGUGUUUGACAGAGCAGGGACUUGGCUUUCAGAGUCCCACGAGAAAUUCAAGAAGAAUGAUGCACUGAUUUAUUUAGAAAGCAAAAGGGAUCAAUAUUACAACAUUUUCAGAAGCUUCUGUAAAGGAAACUCUUCUGCUGUUGUACUCGGAGAACUGAUCUGUGGAAAACUGAAGGUUUCCACUGUUGAGGCUGUCUGUAAAAAGACUGCCAUUGAUCUAGCUGGAGAGAUGAGGUGCAGUUUCCCAGCAUUCAAUGGGAACAGACUGAACCUGGAGAAACAUGUGUUGAAGUCACUGGCAGAGAAAGAGGACUUCAGUGGUUUCAUCACCUACAUCCAUCAACCAAGGAAACAUGUGGAGAGGUUUAUAAAAGAGGAAGUAGAGAAAUACAUCUUCACAUCACACAAAUAUAAAGCUUGGGAUAUACUCAAGAAAAAUGUUGAAGACAUGAAACAACAUGUGAGUCAGGCUUUAUUUACUGCAACAGAGAAAGUCAAAACCCAGACAGGAGACACAGACAUGUGGCUGGAAGAAUUUACCAGUUCUCUAAAAGAUGAUCUGACAUUUGAUUCCAUUUGUCCUGAAAACUUCAGAGACAUAAACCGUUUUGAGUUUCUGAAAGAAGAGAUAGAGAAAAGCCUUGAACCCAUCAUGAAGGAGAUGAACAACCUCUCACUGAAUGAGAUGAAUGAGUUCAGACUGAAGCCUGAUCAAAUCCUUAUCGAUCAGCUGUGCAAGUGCUGCUGGGUAACGUGUCCAUUCUGUGCAGCUGUUUGCACCAACACCAUUGAAGAUCACCUUCCUGAAAAGCACUGCGUCCCUUUUCAUCGCCCCGCUGGGAUCAAUGGAUGGCACUAUAGAGACACAGUGGAACUGGAAGUUGAUUUCUGCACAACAUUAGUCGCAAGUGAUAAAAGUUUUUACCCCAAUUCGGAUUCAGAUGAAAAAAUUCCCUAUAAACAGUACCGAACUGCUGGACCAAGGUUUGCUGCAUGGAAGAUCACUCCUGAUGAGUCUAAACUCACAUACUGGAAAUGGUUUGUGUGUCGAUUUCAAAAACAACUGGAAGACCACCAUAAAUUUAAAUUCCAGGGCAGAGGAGAAAUUCCGAGCGAGUGGAGAAAAUACAGUAAAGAAGAAGCGAUUAAAAGUCUGGAUGAAAUGUACAAACUGCAGUUCACCUGCAGUUUUUCUCAAAGUAACAGAGAAGCUUUAACUGAUUUAAAGAAAGCGUGUUUUUGAUUGAACAGAUGAGUCCAACUAUUUGUAAUCUGAUCUAUAUGUAUUUUAAUUCAGUUAUAUACAGAGCGAGUUGCAGGAGUCAUAAGAAGUUUCUGUUCUUUUUAUUCUUUUUUAUUUCUUUUCUUUUAAGAUGAUGAAGAUGCAUGAAAUUUCUAUGUGAAUAUUCAAAGAAAACAUUAAAAGAGGGAAUGAAGAUGCUUAUAUUUGUCACAAAGUAUGGACUGAUUUUCCUUUUCUUAAAAACGGGAAUGUAAGAUGUGUGAAAUUUGUAUGAUGUAACUCAUUUUAAAUAAUCAGAUCUCAUCACAGGGCAUCAUAACAGACUACACAGAGUUUGUAGUUUUAGUUAUUGUUGUAUUAUUUAUCUGUGUAACUGAGAAACUGUUUUGGAGGAGUUUUGAAAGAACUGAUCAAUUAUAAUCAAUAAAUAGGAAUGUGUUAUAAGGUGGUUAGUGUUGCUGAUGAAAAUGCCUGAAACGUGUGUCUGAGACUUCAUGAAAAGGGAAAAAGUCGUGAGAAAUGUUGUCAUAUUAUGUUCUUUUUUGUCCGUUUUAUCUUAAAAUAACAGACACUUUUAUCUUCAUAUUUUUUUCAUUUUGCCUUUUUUUCUUUAAAAUAAUUCUGUCUUUAAAGUUGCAUGUUUUUGUUGAAGAAGUUGAUGACUGAUGCUUCAUGUGUGAUUUUAUUGUGUCCAUGAUGAAAUUGGUUUUGUUGAUGUUUGUACUCGGUCGUCUGCUCCUACAAUUAAUGACAGAAAUAUCAGUAUUCUCUUCUCUAAUUGCA
This is a messenger RNA of Seriola dumerili (greater amberjack), 5967 nucleotides long. Its product is annotated as interferon-induced very large GTPase 1-like. Lineage: Eukaryota; Metazoa; Chordata; Actinopteri; Carangiformes; Carangidae. The transcript is spliced from 4 exons. The coding region runs from base 1 to 5184 and encodes 1727 amino acids. Gene Ontology annotation, molecular function: GTP binding. The record is from RefSeq and is a predicted model, not a curated record.